Molecule: messenger RNA, 1401 nt
Organism: Eptesicus fuscus (big brown bat)
Lineage: Eukaryota; Metazoa; Chordata; Mammalia; Chiroptera; Vespertilionidae
Gene: C23H12orf76
Product: chromosome 23 C12orf76 homolog
Exons: 2
Coding region: 24-242 (72 amino acids)
Source: RefSeq, a predicted model, not a curated record
UCUGCAGCUGCAAGCUGGGGAAGAUGCUGCGCGCAGUGUGGUGGUGGCUGUGCCUCGGCCUGUGUGGCCUCCUCGUGGGGCGGGCGAAGGCCCCGAGCCCGGUGGAGCCGCUGGAGCAGAGCCGGCCGUACGCGGUGCUGCGGGGGCAGAACCUGGUGUUGAUGGGAACCAUUUUCAGCAUCCUGCUGGUGACCAUGAUCCUUAUGGCAUUUUGUGUCUACAAACCCAUUCGGCGUCGAUGACAGCUGAGCAAGCGCUUCCAGGAGUGUUUGGGAACAGAAGAAGUUGUGUUGCACACGGGUCAGUGGAGAAGUUGGAAUCCGAACUUCAUGCUUGGAAAUGACCUUUGGUCUGGACAAUUGGUAAAUGCUGACUUAGGAAAAACAUGUAGCAGUUUUUUUGUAACACUGUAAUGCAAAUAACUGGCCACUGAGUCUGCUUCUAGUAUUUCCUUUUACAUGUGGCUACACUUGUUAAAAGUAAGACCUAAAGCUCAGCGUAAAGUUCUGUGUGAAAAUGGAGUGCUCAUGGGAAAGGAAACACGGUAACCUUGCGAGUGAUUGGAAGGACUAAUCAUUAAUGUCUGAAAAGAUUAAGAAGACUUAACGUGUAGACAGACAUUCAGUACUUAAGAACCACUUGGUGACAAUAGGUUAAGAAUCACAAACGUUUGUAAUUGCAGAGUUGGCUUAGAGUACUCUGGUUGCAAAGCAGUGUCCCCUGUGGGGAGCUUGGGCCGUCAUUCCUCAUGCAGCAUCGGCUCUGCACCCCCCUGAAGUCAGGGUCACAGCAGGUAGGCUAUGAUCAUGUGUACGCUUGGGCUGGCAGGCUCUGGGGUUGGACUGAAAAUGUUUCUAGGUGACCCAUCUGAAAAAGAACUACCUGCUCAAACGUGCGGAUCUCCCUGGUACUGCACUGACGUCUUCCCAGCCCUUGGCCUGAAGCUUGUGGCAGCUUUUCAGAUUUGGAAUCUGAGAGACUUAGCAGGAACUCUCUUUUCGGCCCUGGGUGGGAAGGCCUCCCUCACUGUACUAGGCAGACUGGCGAGUGGGUAUGUGUUUACACACAUUCCAGCUUUGGAAAUGCUGCUGCUUGUUUGCACUGUUGGUGAACUGGACUUCCCCCUAUUGAAGUGAUACUUUUGUACUUACAAUGUGGUCAUCCCUCAGUAUUUAUUUUAUUUUAAAGGUGCUAAGUUGAAUUGUGUUGUUAAAUUGAAAUGCGUAUCUUGUGCUCCUAAUUUUUUCUUAAAACCCGCACUUAAUGUGAAAUAACUGAUGUGGGAUCCUGUAACUCUUUGACUUAAGGAUUUUUGUUUGUAACCUUAACAAUGAGGCAUUCAAAUGUUAACUGUUCUGUGCUUUUCAGCAAAUGUCAAUUAAAAUUAAAGUAAAAUCUUAC